UCCCCUCCAUUUUCCAAACUAACCCCCAUUUUCUUGCAUGGCUGCCACCUUUCUUCACCAUCACUCCGAGCCUAAUUUCCCCCAUUCGCUUUUUCGUGCUCAACACAAAUAACCCACUUCGUUUCUUGAUCCAAAACCCGAAUCCUGACGGAUAAAACUACUGAAUAUUUCUCGUUAUUUUUUGUUACUAUCUGCACUCACCCUCUUCUUCAUCCUCCCGUUCUAUUUCCACGCCCACACACAAUCACGCAGCCGGUUGGAGGUGAUGAGAUAUGUUGUAUAAUGAAAGAGGAAGAACAAGUGGGGGAAAAGGGGGAUAAUGAGAGAAGGGAUCAAGAUCAACUAUCCAUUUUGGCAUUGUUGGUUGCUCUGUUCAGGAAGAGAUUUUGGGUGACUUGUAAGACCGGAAGCGACGGUUUCUCCACCGCCGGUGGCGGUAUGGAUAUCGGAUGGCCGACCAAUGUAGAGCAUGUUAAUCAUGUGACGUUUGAUAGAUUUGAUGGUUUCUUGGGGUUGCCUGUUGAGUUCGAACCUGAGGGUCUUAGGAGGGCUCCAAGUGCUAGUGCGGCUGUUUUUGGUGUUUCUACUGAGUCAAUGCAGCUAUCUUAUGGUCAUCGAGGCAAUAGUAUUCCUACUAUCCUCUUGCUUAUGCAAAGACAUUUGUAUUCUCAAGGUGGCCUUCAGGCUGAAGGUAACCGAGGUGUGGUUCCGGAAGGGACUGAUGUACACUGUUUGGCAGGCCUAAUCAAGGCUUGGUUCAGAGAACUUCCAAGUGGGAUACUGGAUUCUCUUUCACCCGAGCAGGUGAUGCAAUGCCAGCCAGAAGUUGGCUGUGAUGCGCUCAUAAGGCUUCUACCACAAACAGAAGUUGCUCUGUUUGACUGGACAAUCAACCUAAUGGCAGAUGUAGUCCAGCAUGAACUUUUUAAUAAGAUGAAUGCUCACAACAUCGCUAUGAUGACUGAUCCUUUGACGGCGUUGAUUUAUGCUGUACAAGUUAUCAAAUUCCUGAAGACUCUUAUAGAAAAGACACUACGGGAAAGGGGAGAUUCCAUUGUGGAGCCAUCUUGUGUUCCCCACACGGAGUAUUCUGAUGACAACGGGAACCAGAUCUCUUGAACGCGGUAUCAUGACAGCCUGGCUGAAUCAAAUGAAGAGACCAUAGAGGACUUUGUGGCAGAGGAUCCUGGUUCGGACACUGAUUGGGACACGAGCCAAGUGGAGAAUGUUAGUGAUGAGGAUUAUCGCAGCUAUUCGACUUGCAGAGUAGAAUCUGAAGAAAGUGUGACUUGUAGUCGUUAGCAAGCAGAUGAGUCGAGAAGUGAAGCUGGAGGUUCGGGCAUGAAAAGCAAAAACAAAGGCAAAGGAAGCAGCAACUAGAACCGUAUUAACUCUAUGAAUGAAUGGUUUGAAGGUUGGCGCAUCUAUCUCUAACUUGUCUAAUGCUUUUAGCCUUUUAACCACUUACUACUACUACUCCUCCUUUUUAGUUUUUGUUAAUUAUAUUGACCAUUUAACGGGAUAUUGUGGUUCCUCCUUUUAGGUCUUGUUUAUUUAUACUCAAUCUCAAUCCUCAUGCUGUAGAAAUUCAUCACAACUUCAGAGAGUCACAGGGAAAUGUUAGAAGAGGCUUGUACAAAUCCGGGCGUCCAGAUCAAAUUCUGCAACAAGAAUUGCUUCAUCUUUAUCAUCAGCAUUACCAAUCAAUUCUCCAGUGGGACCUAUUCAACAGACUAAACACAUGUUCAAAAUUCUGAUGGUAAAUACUGGUUAAAACUGAAAAUUCAGAUCAAUUUGGUAAAAGACUAACCAAAUUAGCUUCAGCAUGGUCUUGCAUCAUCUCGAGAGCCAAUGGUCGUGGUUUAAGUGCCUCCUAAAACGGGUUGCCCAAAAUUCCCAAUCAUCAUU
Messenger RNA from Salvia splendens (bonfire salvia), 1908 nucleotides. RefSeq names its product rho GTPase-activating protein 1. NCBI's taxonomy places the organism in Eukaryota, Viridiplantae, Streptophyta, Magnoliopsida, Lamiales, Lamiaceae. Gene Ontology annotation, molecular function: GTPase activator activity. Gene Ontology annotation, biological process: signal transduction. The record is from RefSeq and is a predicted model, not a curated record. The transcript has 5 exons. Bases 283 to 1119 code for a protein of 278 amino acids.